Effrenium voratum is the source of this 150-nucleotide messenger RNA. The record is from the annotation of a GenBank genome assembly. NCBI's taxonomy places the organism in Eukaryota, Dinophyceae, Suessiales, Symbiodiniaceae.
AUGGCCGGCCUGGUUGCUGGCGAGCCGGAGAAGCAGUUCGAGUGGCAUGAGACCUACAGGGACUUUGCCAAGAACAUGUACCGCACCUCCUACAGCGACAUGUCGCGCCACCGCGAGGCCGGAGCUCAAUGCCUAAGCUCUGAGGACUGA